Messenger RNA from Marchantia polymorpha subsp. ruderalis, 1457 nucleotides. Lineage: Eukaryota; Viridiplantae; Streptophyta; Marchantiopsida; Marchantiales; Marchantiaceae. The record is from the annotation of a GenBank genome assembly.
AUGGGAAAGGGGAGAAUCGGAAGUAGUGCUCAGCAUGGGGGCAUAUGGCGAGACGAGGUCACUUUGAUUCUCGACAGGCAGGAAUCCAUUCGGUUGAGUGUGGGGCAGGGUCAGAAUUGACUCGAUUGCAAUCAGUCGCAGGGGCGUAUUGAAUGUCCGACCAACCGAAUUUAGCUUGAGUGUGAAAUCUACUUUUGCGCUAAAGUGAAGCCAAGGGCGGGGAGGUGGUAUAAUGCGAGAUGGAAGUUCAUCAGGUCAGGUCACGCCCCUGAUGCUGAUUCAUGCGGGUUCAAGGUUCCAGCGCUCCACCUGGAGCCGGCUCGUUGGGCUGUAACAGGGUUGGCCAUGGUGGAGAUGAAGUGUGGAAGGAAAAAGUCUCGCCCUAGACCUUUAAUCGCUUCGACGAGGAUGUUGGAAGUUUCUUCAAUCAUUGAUCGAUUGUGCGAUGGGCGAGCAGAUGUGGCGCCGGGGCUGAAUCACGGAAUCACGGAAACUCGGGGCAAUGUUGAUGUCUUGGACGUCGCAGAUGACGAGAAUCUUGUGAAAAGGCGAGGAACGCGGACGAUUGCAAGAAAGGAAUACAUGUCCCUCGAGUCGAGUCGAGUCGACUUGAGUCGAGGCGAGGGGAGAUGCAUUCGACUUCCCCUCCCGAAUUCCAGAGCGGGCAAGAGGUUGUGUGUGUCGUGCUCAUGCAGCGCUGGCUUCCUUUCCGUGCUCGAGAGAUGCAAUCAGCACACACUACCACCACAUUCUAGACUAGGACGAAGAAACCGAAACCCCGGAUCGCCAGAAAUGGCGCCAGCGCACAUUCCAGCUCCAUGCACUCUUCCGAGAAGCGCAUUCAAACUGCCAUCUCGUGGAAGCAAUGCCCUCCCUCCCUCCCUCCGCUCCUUCCUUUUGCUAUUCUCGGAGAGCCCAGCAGCAUCGCGCUCCUUCAUACGGAACUCGAGAUGACAUUCGUCGGAGGUCAAAGCACGCAUCGGCCUCGUCGUGCUCUUCCUCGUCUUCUUCGUCUUCUUCUUCAGAGACGCUCUUCCUUCGCUGGCAACAGUUUGCUGUUGCUGGUCAAAGAGUACCCACAAGUAAUCCUCGAGGAUGUGGCCGAGAAAGAAGUCAAACCAGGCCUCGAGAAUCGCCCCAUCGAUCCAUAUCUGCAUUCUUUCAUCUUAUACUAUCUUCUAUGAAAACAUUUGGUUAAUACCCAUCUGUAUACAUGAAAUAAAUGCAUUAACAUCCAUGACUUUUGUUAGUAUAUUGCAUUUUGGGGUCUUCAGGUCAUGAUGUGUAUGUGAUCAAUCCACUUUACAUGUGCAAAAUAUGGGGAGGGUUAGUUAUCCUUCACUUAGGACUAAUUAGCCCUCACCCUAGUAGUAUAGGCUCUUCUCCGAUUCCUCGAACACACUUUAGAAGUAGGUGCAAAAUAUUCAAUGCAAUACCAAUUGUGCAUAUAAAUCAUU